UGGCAUACAACAGAAAGCCGUGGCGGCAGAACCAUCGUCACUUUUAAAGCUAUUAUAAUGAUUUUCUAAAGGUUGCCUUUGUACGCGUAUAGGUUUAUUGAUCAAAAUGGAAAAGCGGCUAUUGUCAGGGUAGAUUAAUACUUUUUAUUUCAAGACGGAUACAUGGAAUUGUGGCUAAAGCAAGAAUGCUGAACAUACAUGGAUUGGCUUUCAGCUUCGGCGUAGAUAAAGGAACAGAUUUUCCGUUAAUAUCAUUAUAAAUCGACAAAUCUACUAUUAUUUCAAUUCUGUGAUUUUCGAGUUGCGCCUCAAUUCAAAGUUUUUUUUUGUUGGGAUCGGUGGCAGCCUUCUGGUAUCGGUUUGGGGACAGAAGAAACCCCGAGGCUCACAUUGUGGCCUGGCCGGGGGGACUAAUUAUCCAUCUUCAUACCACUGGAGUUCUCCUAUUAGUAUAGAACAAAGUGGGAACAAAUAUUGUGGCUUGAUCUGUGCGUAUACACAACUUGGAUAUUUGCAAAUUGUCAAAAGGAUAAGCUAUUGAAUUGGUUUAUACUCGUCUUCAAAACAAUGGCGUCUUAUGUGGAUAACAGCUUUCGUCAAGCUGUGAUGAUGAAUCCGGCAGAAAGAACGCAACAGGACCUGGAGAUAGUAUACUCCUAUCUGCAUGGGAUGGAGGCCCUGUCCAACCUCAGAGAGCACCAGCUGAGGAUCAUGUGUGAGACGGUGCGUUAUGAAAGACAUGAAGCCAAUGAGGUGCUCUACUACCCGGACGAUGUCGGAAGCUGUUGGUACAUACUACUUUCCGGGUCUGUCUUCAUCAAGGAGUCCAUGUUCCUACCAAGGAGCAGUUUCGGCAAGCGUUCGGCCGGGAGCCUGAGACGUGGAUGUGAGUGCAUCGUUCUGGAACCUUCCGAGAUGAUUGUGGUGGACUAUAUGAAAGAAAAUGAGGAGUACUUCCAGCGACAAGCUUCGCACCGACAGUCCCGCCGGAGGUUCCGCAAAAUCAACCAGAAGGGCGAGCGGCAGACCAUCAUCGACACGGUUGACCCGUACCCCACGGGCAAGCCGCCGGUAGCCAGGGGAUACCACACGGAAUGCAUAAAAGCUCAGCUCCCCGCAGACUUCAGCCGACUCCACCUGGCCGACGGCCUGCACCCACAGGUGACCCACGUGUCCUCCAGCCAAUCAGGAUGUAGUGUCACCAGCGACUCUGGGAGCAGCAGUCUGUCAGAUAUUUACCAGGCCACGGAGAACGAGCCGGGAGACAUGGACCUCAGUGGCCUUCCUGAGACCGCCGUUGACUCCGAGGAGGACGAUGACGAGGAGGACAUGGAGCGAGCGUCAGACCCCCUUAUGAGCCGAGACAUAGUGCGGGACUGCCUUGAGAAGGACCCAGUGGACCGCACGGAUGACGACAUUGAGCAAUUACUUGAGUUCAUGCAUCAGCUCCCAGCAUUUGCCAACAUGACCAUGUCGGUGAGGAGGGAGCUUUGUGCAGUCAUGGUGUUUGCUGUGGUCGAACGGGCCGGCACCAUCGUCCUGAACGACGGGGAAGAGCUGGACUCAUGGUCGGUGAUCCUGAAUGGCUCGGUGGAGGUGACAUAUCCCGAGGGCAGACCGGAGAUCCUGUGUAUGGGGAACAGCUUUGGGGUUUCCCCGACCAUGGAGAAGGAGUACAUGAAGGGAGUGAUGAAGACCAAGGUGGACGACUGUCAGUUUGUGUGCAUAGCACAGCAGGACUACUGCUGCAUCCUCAACCAGGUGGAAAAGAACAUGCAGAAGGUGGAGGAGGAAGGUGAGAUCGUCAUGGUCAAGGAGCACCGCGAGCUGGACCGCACCGGCACCCGAAAAGGGCACAUUGUCAUCAAGGGCACGACAGAGCGCCUGACCAUGCACCUGGUUGAGGAGCACUCUGUAGUGGACCCCACCUACAUCGAAGACUUCCUGCUUACCUACAGGACUUUCCUCUCAAGCCCCAUGGUCGUGGGAAACAAGCUCCUUGAGUGGUUCCACGAUCCAAGCCUCAGGGACAAGGUUACACGGGUAGUCUUGCUGUGGGUUAACAAUCACUUCAAUGAUUUUGAAGGCAACCCUGCAAUGACUCACUUUCUUGAAGAAUUUGAGAACAAUCUGGAGAGAGAGGUUCGUGUCUCAAAAAUGUGUGGCCAUCUUAGACUGUUAAACAUUGCCUGUGCUGCUAAAGCCAAACUUCGUCUGGUGACGCUGACCAAACCGUCGAGGGAGGCCCCGCUAGCCUUUACCCUGCUUGGGGGUUCGGAGAAGGGUUUCCGCAUCUUCAUCGAUAGUGUGGAGCCUGGGAGCAAGGCCGCAGAGGCCGGCCUCAAACGAGGAGAUCAGAUUCUGGAGGUGAAUGGGCAGAACUUUGAAAAUGUCCAGCUCUCUAAAGCCAACGAGAUCCUGAGGAACAACACCCACUUGUCCAUUUCUGUGAAAACCAAUCUUUUAGUGUUCAAGGAGCUGCUAGCCCGGCCGGAGCAUGACCAUGAUGUGGAUGGCGAGGAGCCGUUAGAGGUGGAUCGUAAGAAUGGAGCUCCAGCCCACCUGCCCAAGAUCGGGGACAUCAAGAAGGGCUCUCGUUACUCCAUCCCUGACCUGGCGGUGGAUGUUGAGCAGGUGAUGGGCCUGGAGAAGGCCAGCAAGAAGGCCAAAGCCAACACUGUGGGUGGCAGAAACAAACUCAAGAAGAUCUUUGACAAGACACUCACCAGCAUCCUGCCACCCAAACCAUACAAUGAGGUGGGUGUGGGCCAAUCGCAGGACGACAGCAUCGUCGGCCUGAAGCAGUCCAAACAGAUUCCGGCCGCGCUGCCGGUCAGUGGCAACCUGUCGUCCAGCAACCCUGACCUUCUGCAGUCCCACCACCGCAUCCUGGACUUCAACAACCAGCCUGCCCCAGUUGUGACAAACAUGUCGGAUCAGGUGCUACGAGUGUUCAAGGCAGACCAACAGAGCCGGUAUAUCAUGAUUGGUAAAGACACCACGGCCAAGGAAGUUGUGGCCCAGGCCAUCCGGGAGUUCGCCCUGACCGCAGCCCCUGAAGCCUAUUCGCUGUGCGAGGUGUCCGUUACACCAGAGGGCGUCAUCAAGCAACGGCGGCUUCCUGAGCAGCUGUCCAAGUUGGCUGACAGAAUACAGCUCAGUGGAAGGUACUACCUGAAGAGCAACAUGGAGACAGAGACACUGUGUUCCGACGAGGACGCCCAGGACCUCCUUCGUGAAGGCCAGAUCUCCCUCCUCCAACUAUCCACUGUGGAGGUAGCAACCCAGCUCUCCAUGCGCGCCUUUGAACUCUUCUGCGCCAUCGAGCCCACUGAGUACAUCGACGACUUAUUCAAGCUCAAGUCCAAGACGGGCUCGUUUUGCCUUAAGCGGUUCGAGGAGGCCAUCAACCAGGAGACCUUCUGGGUGGCGUCGGAGGUGACCCGGGAACCCAACCAGCUGAAGCGUAUGAAGACGGUCAAGCACUUCAUCAAGAUAGCCCUACAUUGUAGAGAGUGCAAGAACUUCAACUCCAUGUUUGCCAUCAUCAGUGGUCUGAACCUAGCCCCUGUAUCUAGACUCCGGGGCACAUGGGAAAAGCUGCCCAGUAAGUACGAGAAGCUGUUUGGGGACCUGCAGGACCUGUUUGACCCGUCCAGGAACAUGGCCAAGUACCGCAACGUCCUCAACAACCAGAACCUUCAGCCACCCAUCAUACCCCUCUUCCCUGUCAUCAAGAAGGACCUCACCUUCCUUCAUGAAGGCAAUGACUCUAAAGUGGACGGACUGGUGAACUUUGAGAAGCUGCGGAUGAUUGCCAAAGAGAUCCGCCACGUGGGGCGCAUGGCCUCCGUCAACAUGGACCCGGCGCUCAUGUUCCGAACCAGGAAGAAGAAAUGGAGGAGUUUAGGUUCUCUUAGCCAGGGCAGUGCCAAUGCAGCGGUGCUGGACGUCACCCAGGCAGGCGGCCACAAGAAGCGUGUGAGGCGGAGCUCUUUCCUGAAUGCCAAGAAGCUGUACGAGGACGCCCAGAUGGCACGCAAGGUCAAGCAGUACCUGUCCCAUCUCAGCCUGGAGACCAACGAGGAGGCGCUGCAGAUCCUCUCACUGCAGUGUGAGCCCUCCAUCAACACACUGCCAAAGAACGCCGGUGGCGGUAAGAGGCCGGACACGUCUCCCGUGGUGUCCAGGGCUGCCAGCCAGCAGAGAGGCCAGCUGCAGAAGGGUAACCAGGCCCUACAGGUGCCCGCUGUGGCCCUCUACCCCUCCCGCAAGAAAGUGCCAGUCAAAGACCUGCCGCCGUUUGGCACAAGUUCCCCUCAGUCACUGAAGAAGAUCUUGUCACUGUCGGAGGAGGCCAGUGAGCGUCACAAGCGUCAGACGGAGGACACCGUGUCCAACGCCUCCUCGCAGCUUAGCUCCCCGCCCACCUCCCCCCACAGCUCGCCCAAGAAGGGGCUCGGGACUUUGAAGGGCCAAAGGGUCCAGAGGGUUUCCGUUAACAGUAAACAGACAGCCGCAGGCUACCCCAGGAUGGGAGACACCUACUCCGACUCGGGUCACAGUGAGAUCUCGUCGCGGUCCAGCCUGGUCAGCAACUCAUCCUUGGACAUGGCCCAGGAGGAGAGGAGAGGUCUCCGAGACCCCCACGGCAUGGGAUCACGGCUGGAGAGGAGGGCCACGACGGACCCCGAUCAAUACAGUCUGGGCUCAUAUUCCUCCAUGCAGGACUGUCGGGGCCUGUACAGCGGUACCACGGUCCUCUCCUCCCCGAGCUCCGAGGAGCUGACCCAUGACCAGGGUGACCGCGUGUCACUGGACGCCGCCGACAGCGGCCGUGGCUCCUGGACCUCCUGCUCCUCCGGGUCCCAUGACAACAUCCAGACCAUGCAGCAGGGGCGCAGCUGGGAGACCCUGGCGUUCGGCCCCGGCGGGGUGGUAGGCAUCCACCCUCCCGGAGGCCCCGAGGCGUUGCUGGGCCCCGCCAGUCUGUGGGCGGCCCAGGCCAGGGGCAGCUGGGCCUCUGCGUCUUCGUCGUCAUCCUCCGCGGCGUACUGGGGCGAGGACUCUGAGGGCGACACGGGCACGAUCAAACGGCGAGGCGGGAAGGACGUGAACGCUGACCCGGAGACGAGCAGCAUCACGUCAAUGGGGUCUGACGAGGCCAAGCAUCACGGGAGGCCGUCCCCAUCGCCAAUCACCGCCGGCAGCAAGGGCCUUAUCACACGAAAGGAGAGCCGCUACCGUGAGCCCCCUCCCACUCCACCCGGUUACACCGCCCUCACCAUCUCUGACUUCAGCGAGGGCCAGACGCCGUCGCCACCUCCCCCCGCCGCCCACUCCGGCCGCCGUCCGCCCGACUACACCACGGCCCUGCAGCGCUCGCGCAUGGUCACCCAGUCGCCCGACUCCCACCACCAUCACCACCACCACCAGGCUCAAAAACCCCCAGGGGCGGGCUUGACCAAACACCCGGGGCUCCACCGCACCCGCUCGCCAGGCGAGGACCAAGACCCAGAGGAGGAAGAGGAGGAGGAUGAACAAGUAUCAGCAGUCUGAAAGACACCGGUCUUCUGCUGGAUUGUCAUUUGCAGUGACUUGAAGUCCCUCCCAUGAGGGCGGAACAAGAGAGAGACUGCCUGACUGAUGGACAGACAAACCGACCAGUACGUAUUGUGCCUGCCGGACUCUUCCUCCUAGUUGGUGGACUCCUCUGCUCGUCUCCCUCCCCGGCCUUAAAGCAUCAUGGGGGGUUAAAUGACCCUGCAUGCAAAAAAUACUGUGAAGAAGAGAUGACAAAAGAAAGAUACAAAAUGCCUGGCACUUUGAAAAAAAUAAAAUAAAGAACUAGUCAAACUGUUUUGCUGUAAAAACACAGAGCAAUGCGCGACAACCAAGCUCACAUGCGCACAGACACACAGAAACACAAACACACACACACACACAGAAACAUGGCUGUCCCAGAACAGCUUUCCAAGUCUAUUGUCCCCCCUGUCCCAACCCCACUGCGCUUUACACACAGCAUCAUGAUGUGUUGAGCUUUAUCUGCACUUUUUGAUUUUCUAUUUUAUAAAGCAAGAACAAAAUGGACAAUAAUUAUUAAAAAAAAAAGAACAUUGACCGAUUUUGAACUCUUAAGGAUUUUCAAAUCCCAGCUAGGUUUUUGAGGGUCUUCUUUCCAGAACUAUGGCAAUCUGGGAGCUAAAGAUGCUACACCCAAGUCUCAUAUCCCUGUGUGGAUACAGAUCUGUUGAAAGGGUGUUUUAUUCCACAAUUACAGUAUUAUGUUGUUAUUUACAUAUGCGAAAUGACCCAGUGGUGGCACUGAACAUUCACAAUGAGAGAGAUCAGUUGGGGUGACCAAUAUGUAGUCUGGCUGAUCAACACGAGAGUUGGGGUAGCCACAUGUCGGUUGGGACGACCAACGUGCACCUUCAUAAUCUAAUGUACUGACACAUCUGGCUUCAGCACUUUUCUGUAAAACCUUUGGUUUUAGUACAAGCCUCCUGGCCAUCCUUUCCCUGGACAUCAUUCUCAGCCAGGGCCAGCUCCAUAUGUAGUUCUAGGUCAUAUUCAGUAUCUAGCAGGUGUGGGGCGUAGCUGUGACCCAAAUAAAGUCUCAACCUGGCUAUAUGAUAUCCAGCUUUUAACCUGGAAGGUCACCUGGUGACUUAUAUUCAUUCUAUAUUUAGUCCUCAUUGUAGUGGACAAUGACAGAAAACAUAUUGUGGCUUUCUCUUGACCUGGAUGGUUUUUGAUGUUCAACGUGAACCCGGAGGUGAUUUCUACCAGAUUUCAAGAUGAACUCAGGGAAUGUGUUUUAAUUAUGCGCCCUAAGUACUAGUCAAGUCUUGAAUCCUACACAGAAUAAUGGAGUCUCAGGCCUCUCAAUGGUGCUGCAUAACCAAAUGCUUUCCCUGGCUUCUGUCCACCAUUUAAGACUGAACACGAAGGAACUAGAAGGCCCCUCUCUUGCGGUUCGAUUCAUUCUCCUCUCUACUGGAGACAUCCUCCACUGUUACAGGAAUCAUGGUUAGUGGUUUUAUACAUUACUAGGCAAUGUUAUCAUAGGGCAACCUGUUUUUCAACAUUAUUUAAAUUGACUGAAGAAAACUAUUCAAUGUGUUUGUUUUUUGACUCCGGUGGGACAGAUUCCUUGAUGAAAUAAUGAACUUUAAAGGCUGCCAAUCAGAAUAAUUAGUACUCAAAUUGUGAAGUGUCACUUUUUUUUUAGUUUUUUUAUCACUGAGUUGCGCUGAUCACAUUGAUCAGUGGUAGAAACCAUAGACGGAAGAAGAAAAUGGGUGCAGUGUUUUCCACUGUGGUCUUUAACUACACUAAUCAAUUCUGUCAUGUUUUGUUGUUCUUUUCUUUUCUUUUUUUUAAUGGCUGCCGAUAGAUUGUCA
Esox lucius (northern pike) is the source of this 7406-nucleotide messenger RNA. It is a transcript of the gene rapgef2b, whose product is annotated as Rap guanine nucleotide exchange factor (GEF) 2. The record is from RefSeq and is a predicted model, not a curated record. The coding region runs from base 568 to 5559 and encodes 1663 amino acids. Lineage: Eukaryota; Metazoa; Chordata; Actinopteri; Esociformes; Esocidae. Gene Ontology annotation, biological process: small GTPase-mediated signal transduction; positive regulation of ERK1 and ERK2 cascade. Gene Ontology annotation, molecular function: guanyl-nucleotide exchange factor activity; protein binding. The transcript is spliced from 33 exons.